Molecule: messenger RNA, 1445 nt
Organism: Arabidopsis arenosa
Lineage: Eukaryota; Viridiplantae; Streptophyta; Magnoliopsida; Brassicales; Brassicaceae
Source: the annotation of a GenBank genome assembly
AAUUGUUAAAACUUUUUUUGUUGACAUCAAUUGUUGAGAUUAUAAAUAUGAAAUAAAUAUGUAGGUAUGGAAGACGACGCUUUAGCUUCCGCCGAUGAAAAUCAUAUCGGAGAUGGUGACGUUCCUCAAAUUACCGGAGGUCCAGAUGUCGAUGAGUCGCAAUCAUCUCAUCAGAUCAAUGUCGUCGCAACUGAAGAUGAUUCUGGUGUUGAGAACAAGUCUCAGGGAAGUGAGGUGCUGUUGGAAGAAACAAUCAAAACAGUUACAAAUAACAAUCCUUUGGAAAGUGAUUUGAUUGAAUUGUUCGAGGGAGCUAAGAAGGCAGCCGAUGCGGCGGCUCGCGAGGGUGUUGCUUCCUCAGGUCCUGAGGUUUCUCAAUGUCUCGAUGCCCUUAAACUACUCAAGAAGUUUCCUGUCACAUACGAUACGCUGUUGCGACUCAGAUUGGAGGGUUUUCUGGGGGAAGUUAUAUUCUUUACUUGCUUCCAGGUAGGAAAGAAGCUGAGGUCUCUUGCUAAACACCCUAUUGAGGAUAUCAAAAGCGUAGCUACUGAUCUACUUGAGAUAUGGAAGAAAGUUGUCAUUGAAGAGACAGCCAAGGCUAAGAAAACCGAAGGCAAUAACGGUUGUAAAGCUGAAACUGUCAUAGAGGCUAAGGUGGAUAAGAUGGAUGUUGAUAAGCCUUCAAAUCCCGCUCCUGUUAAAGUUCAGAAACUUCAGAGGGGUGAUUCGGCUAAGAGUAUCAAGGUUGAGAGAAAGGAACCAGACAAUAAAGGCGUUACCGGUGGCAAGAUAGAGAGAAAAGAACCAGACAACAAAGUCACUAAUGGAACCAAGAUAGAUUAUCGUGGUCAGGCUGUUAAGGAUGAAAAGGUCUCAAAGGACAACCAAUCAAGUAUGAAAGCUCCAGCUAAGGCACCUAAUGCUCCUCCAAAACUAACUGCAAUGCUCAAAUGCAAUGAUCUUGUGCGUGACAAAAUCCGUGAGUUGCUUGUAGAUGCGUUGUGCAGGGUUGCUGGAGAAGCUGAUGACUAUGAGAGAAAGUCAGUAAAUGCUAGUGAUCCACUCCGUGUUGCUGUCUCAGUGGAAUCACUGAUGUUUGAGAAAUUGGGUCGCUCAACUGGAGCUCAGAAGCUUAAGUACAGAUCUAUUAUGUUCAACCUGAGGGACGCAAAAGCAUCUACCGACCAGUUCAAGUGCGGGCGGUGUGGUCAGCGCAAAUGCACCUACUAUCAGAUGCAAACAAGAAGUACUGAUGAGCCAAUGACGACUUAUGUUACAUGUGUUAACUGUGACAACCGCUGGAAGUUCUGUUAAGGAGAUCUCUGUGUGUCUUUCUAUUUCAUGAGACCAUGUUAAGACAUAGAGGCUCUGAUUGAUUAAUCAGGAGCUUCAUGUCCCUUUGCCAUCAUUCCGUGAAUGUUCCGGCUCCGAUGUUUGUUUUA